GAACUAGAUUUUCAUAAUAUGAUGGUAUCUUCGGUAGCUGCUAUUGGUUCUGAUCAUAGGAACAAGCAACACUGUUGUUCAAUUAAACUUAUAAUAACAAUAACAUUACUGAUUGUGAUCAAGUAUUUUACGAGUGGUGUUGAAUCGGCACUUGAUGAUAGUUGGAAUCAACGAUACGGAAACAGUGCUCGUUCUCGUCAUUCACACUACUUUACUAAUCAUGCCGAGUGGACUAGAAAGUUCAAGAAUACAUUUGAUUCGAUAGAGAUUGAAUCUUUAUUGAUGGAUCCUAAUAGAGGUGAGAUGGUAGUGUUGGGGUCGAAAGAUGAAACACAACAACGUUUGAUUUAUAUAGGAAACGAGAAUGGAACCUAUUCUGAGAGUGAGAGUUUUAUUGAUUACAAGUCAUGGUCGAGACCAACUGUUGGCUUUUUGAAUGCAGUAGUAGAUGCUAAUUAUGGAAAUUAUUUUAUUGUGAGACAGUGCCGUGCAACAAAGGAAUAUGGUAUUUUAAAGAUUAGUAGACAAUCAAUUCUAUGUAUCUUCAGAAUAUCUCAAGUGAUCAAUGAUCUGAUGACCGUUUCAGAUAACACCUUAUUGAUUGCUUUGGAUGAUGUGGUACUCACAAUUGAUUCAAAUGCUGGAUCUGUAAAGUGGAUUAUCAAUAGACCUAAUCAGUUCAAAAUGUUUAGCCAAUUUUUAUUGGAUUUUAGAUCUGUGGAUGGUUACGUUACAAGUAGAGAUUAUUUGGUAAAGUUUAACAGUAUCAAUGGUCAAAUUGUUCAAUCAGUAGACUUUUCCAAGCAACACAUUUCAUUUCCAUUAUUAGGAAUGACAUCACUGGAUAAUUAUUUGAUCGUUUUAAGCCAAAAUACAACAGGUGAUAACUUGGAAUUCUCAAUUAUGGAUAAGAAGACUACAACCAUCACCUCUACAGACUCUUACAAGUUAACUUUCCAAAAGCAGGGUAUGAGGAAUUGUUCCAAUGCUUUUGCAUUCAAUAAUUCAGAUAAGUUUGGAAUUGUGUGUUCUGUAGAAUAUCCAACAAAGGGAUCCUUUAUCUAUGUAGCUCAAAUAUUCCAAGUUGUCACUGAGGGAUCUCAUUCUGAAAUACACGUCACCAAUCAAAAGGUAGUACAAGGAACAAGAUGCUCUCUUUCCAUUUCUACACUCCAACAUGGGUACUUUGGAAUUCCAUGUUCAAAUGGAUUGAUAAUUUUACAGACAGACUCUGUGGGCGAGAUUACUUUGAAAAAUUCGAAUGUGGAAUUUAAUGAACGAACUCAAUUGAUUGGAGCUUUUCACAACCAAUAUUAUUUAAUUUCCAUUAACGGGGAUUCUAUUUAUGCUGUGAAUGGGGUUUAUCCCAAGUAAAGUACUCAACAAACCCUAUUAGACUAGUAAACACUUUCGAAUUUUUAUU
This is a messenger RNA of Naegleria gruberi, 1423 nucleotides long. RefSeq lists its product as uncharacterized. The coding region runs from base 19 to 1374 and encodes 451 amino acids. The record is from RefSeq and is a predicted model, not a curated record. The transcript has a single exon. Lineage: Eukaryota; Heterolobosea; Eutetramitea; Acrasida; Naegleriidae.